Messenger RNA from Dacryopinax primogenitus, 1131 nucleotides. Its product is annotated as cytochrome P450. Lineage: Eukaryota; Fungi; Basidiomycota; Dacrymycetes; Dacrymycetales; Dacrymycetaceae. Gene Ontology annotation, molecular function: monooxygenase activity; iron ion binding; oxidoreductase activity, acting on paired donors, with incorporation or reduction of molecular oxygen. Bases 1 to 1131 code for a protein of 376 amino acids. The transcript is spliced from 7 exons. The record is from RefSeq and is a predicted model, not a curated record.
AUGUCUGUCCGCGCCACGGUCAAGAGUGCCAUGUUCACUGGGAUCCUCGCCGGAUGUGCAGUUGUCUUGGUUGUGGUGGUUCUUCGCAUCAUAUGGAGAAGGUUCGUAACCAGAAAGCGUCGCCUGCCUCCUGGUCCUCCGGGUUAUCCGGUGAUCGGCAAUCUCUUGGACUUGCCAAAAGAGGAGGAUUGGUUGAGAUUUAGCGAAUGGCAGAAAGUGUACGGAGAUAUCGUCUAUGUCACGGCUUUGGGGAAGAAGUUCCUCAUAAUUAGCUCUGUCAAGAUCGCGUCCGAUCUGCUAGAGAGGCGCUCGACAUAUUAUUCCGGUCGGAUGAAAUUGACAUUCGGUGGUGAACUGUGUGGCCAUGAUCGUUCUUUGGCACUCCUGGAGGGAACUAAGCACCGGGAGGCUCGCAAAGUCGGGGCAUCGUUCGUUGAAUUCCACAGCAGUCAAGGUCCUGACGAAUUCGUGAAGCACUUCCAUCUCAAUUCUGGCUCCACGAUCAUGCGUAUCGCAUAUGGUUAUGAGCUUGACGGGGACAACGAUCUGCAUCUCCGUCAUGCGAAUAUGGUGAUUAGAGAUUUCUCUAGAGCUUGUGCACCAGGACGAUGGCUCGUUGACCUUAUACCAAUCCUCAAGCACGUACCCGAAUGGUUCCAAGGGGGUAACUUCAAGAAGAUUGCUCGGAAAUGGAGGAGUGAGCUUGAUGAGUGUUACAGCGUCCCUUUCACCUUCGCCUCCGGUGACAACCUUCCAUCGAUGAUAUCGCAAUUACUUGAAAGCAACAAGCAGCACGGGGACGAAACGCAGAUUGCGAAUGCGGUUGGGUCUCUGUUCAUCGCGGGGUCAGAUACCACACCAGUGGCUCUAUCCAACUUCAUCAUGGCAAUGAUACUUUAUCCUGAAGUGCAGAAGAAGGCACAGAGUGAAUUAGAUCGUGUUGUUGGCCUUGAACGCCGGCCGACAUUGGCCGAUCGAGUGAAUCUGCCCUACGUGGUUGCCGUCGUGAAGGAGGUCUUGCGUUGGGCCCCAGUAGUUCCUACCAGUGUGCCUCACAGACUGAAUAGGGAAGACGGAUAUGCCAACUUCUGCAUUCCCAAGGAUACCCUUGUUGUGACCAACAUAUGGUAG